Diaporthe citri is the source of this 393-nucleotide messenger RNA. RefSeq lists its product as uncharacterized. Bases 1 to 393 code for a protein of 130 amino acids. The transcript has a single exon. The record is from RefSeq and is a predicted model, not a curated record. NCBI's taxonomy places the organism in Eukaryota, Fungi, Ascomycota, Sordariomycetes, Diaporthales, Diaporthaceae.
AUGCAACAAGCAGUCACGGCAUCGUCAGAAUCACCAACCUUGACAAUCACCACCACCAUCACUUCAAUGGCCACGCUGUUUGAUUUCACCCGGGCCACCAAAGCGCCAGGCUCAGCAGCAAGCCCGCCUGGCCCCGCGAUACGAUCCCCGCACCUGGACCAGCCCUCGAGCCCAGCGGAGCUAUCGACCGGGACCAUCAUCGGCAUCGCGGUUGGAUCCCUCUUCAUGCUCAUCCUGGUGGUUGCGCUCCUGCGCUUUGCCUUGGGCUGCUGCUGCGCUGGACGCGCGAGACGGCAGCGCCCUGUCCAGAUGUCCGUGCUUCACCACAAUCGGGGCGCGGCAGUUGCAGCAGCUGCUGCAGUGGCAGCAACAGCUGGGGGCUCAUAUGCAUAG